Mugil cephalus (flathead mullet) is the source of this 7477-nucleotide messenger RNA. It is a transcript of the gene aff4, whose product is annotated as AF4/FMR2 family, member 4. Bases 294 to 3791 code for a protein of 1165 amino acids. NCBI's taxonomy places the organism in Eukaryota, Metazoa, Chordata, Actinopteri, Mugiliformes, Mugilidae. Gene Ontology annotation, cellular component: nucleus; super elongation complex. The record is from RefSeq and is a predicted model, not a curated record. Gene Ontology annotation, biological process: regulation of gene expression. The transcript has 21 exons.
CCCAAGUCAGAUUUGUCUCCACUCCAAGGAAAUAACACUGCACCUUUCGAAAGUCGAGUGAACGAAAGAAAAAGUGUUGGUUGCACUUUUUCUAACCGGACGUGUCCGCACAGUUUUACCCUUUAAUAGUGAGAGGAAGCAGGGGGUCAGGGUUGUCUUCACUGGAGGAGGUUACUGGCGUUACGAAGUUUUUAAGGCUUGUCCAUGUCAUGACGAGAACAAGUUUGAAUCCCUGGGAGAUCCUCUGAGCCCCCCCCCACCCCUCUUCUUCCAAUGUUUCAGUGGUUGGGGCCAUGGCCUCUCAGUCAGGCAACAUGAACCGUGAGGACCGGAAUGUGCUCCGAAUGAAAGAAAGAGAAAGGAGAAAUCAAGAAAUCCAACAGGGAGGAGGAGAGGCCUUUCCAGCAAAUUCCCCUCUCUUCCCCGAGCCGUACAAAGUGUCCAGCAAGGAAGAUAAACUGUCCAGCCGUAUUCAGAGCAUGCUGGGCAAUUACGACGAGAUGAAAGAGCCCAUCGGUGACACACUUCCAAAGCUUGGUGGCAAACCUUCGAACAGCUCGUCUUCCUCGGAGGACAAAUCGGGCCCACCGUUGUUCGGCGGGGACCAGCGCGGUAGCGGCGGCCAGACCAGUAAGUGGACUCCCGUCGGCCCCGCGGCGGGCGGAUCCUCGUCCCAGUCCCAGAAACGUUCAGGCGUCCAAGGCGGCCACAGCAGCCAGAGGACCAACGGAGGAGGUGGCGGCGGCGGCGGCGGCAGCAGCAACAGUAGCCAAAGAGGGGAGGUUCGGGAGAAGAAGUCGAGCAAACACAGCGGCGGGUCGGAGCACUCCAAGUCGCACACGGCGAGUCCGGCCAAAGGCUCCCUGAGCUCCUCCGGCGGCCACUCGCGGAGCAGCUUGUCCGCCGAGCAGCAGCACCACAACAACAAGGAGCGCUACCGCUCCAAGUCCCCGAGAGACAGGGAGGCCAACUGGGACUCGCCCUCGCGGGUGCACACCUCCUUCCCCAGCGGACAGCACUUGAGUCAGGCCUUCCCGCCGUCUCUCAUGCCCAAGCCCAGCUCCAUGCUGCAGAAGCCCACGGCCUACGUGCGGCCUAUGGACGGCCAGGAAACGGCGGAACCCAAGAGCUCGCAGGCGGAAAGCUACAGCGGGCAGUCGCACAGCAGCACCAUGGGAGAGAUGAAGUCCAACGGCAAGGCCCCACUCACAAAGCUUAAGAUCCCCUCACAGCCUGUAGAGGGAUCCGGUGAUCCCAACUGUGUCGAUGAAAUUCUCAAGGAAAUGACUCAGUCGUGGCCCCCUCCACUCACGGCCAUCCACACCCCCUGCAAAACGGAGCCCUCCAAGUUUCCAUUCCCCACUAAGGAGUCUCACUCUUUUCCAAGCGGACACAAGCGAGGCAGCUCAUCCAAGAACUCCAGCCACCAGCCCAAAGCUUGCGACGACCAGCCGACCGUGCUGGAAAAUGACCUGAAGCUGAGCAGCAGCGAGGACAGUGAUGGAGAACAGGACUCGGCUAAGAAUGCCUCAAGGAACACAUCUGCAAGCAAUAACAGUGAAGCAAAUGAACAGUCGAGGGACGACACCAGUAGCCACAGCGGCUCCGAGAGCAGCUCGGGUUCUGACAGCGAGAGCGAAAGCAGCACGACGGACAGCGAAGCCAACGAGCACCCGCGGCCUGCGUCUCCUGAACCCGAACAACCCAUGGCCAACAAGUGGCAGCUGGACAACUGGUUCAAGAAGACGAAGCAGUUCUCCCCGGCUUCUCCGGUGGACAACAACAAUGUUCCACCCAAGUGCAAGAAAGAGGGUCGAGAUAGCAGCUCAGGGCGUGGCUACGGUAGCCAGGGAGGGGGCUCGAAAGACUCGGCGACACCCACCCCAAACAGGGACCUGAGGGCAGCGCAAAAGGGUCCGGAGGGGGGCCGCGGACGGCAAAAAUCCCCCGCGCAAAGCGAGGGCGGAGCGAACCCGCGGAUCCGAGUGGGCAAAAAGCAGCCCAAAAAGUCCGAGAAGCCUCCUGUGGUGGAGGAACCGAAAGGAGGCCUGAGAGUGGAGAGCGAGCCCACCCCAGAAAUACCCCCCCACCGGCCGAAAGCCGCCACCAAGGGUUCCCGCAAACCGAGCAUCAAAAAAGAACUCAAAUCGUCCCCGAGGCCCAACGCGGCCGCCGCCCCCGCCGCCGCAGACAAACGCAAGACGAAGGCGUCCGCCAAGACGACGCAGAAGUCCCGCGAGUUCGUCACGGACUCGUCCACGUCGGACUCCGAGGGCAAUGACAGCAUCCCGUCCUCGUCGCAGACGCCCAAGUACACGGAGAGCAUCCGGACCCCCGUCGUGUUUUCUCCGAUGGAGGAGAAGGAGCUGCUGUCUCCGCUCAGCGACCCGGAGGAGCGCUACUCCGUGAAGCAGCCGCCGCAGCAGAUUUUACUGGUGAAGAUAGAUCUCACCUUGUUGUCCAGGAUCCCGGGGCGACCCUACAAGGAGCCCGCGGAGAUAAAAGUGGAACGGGACGACACUAUAGAACGGGACGGCAUCACCUUCAGCAAGCAGAGCUCUGAGAAGACGUCAAGCAAGGCCAAAAGGAAACACAAGAACGAUGAAGAAGGCACCAAGCUAGAGAGCAAGCGAUGCAAAGUCGAGGACAAGUCUCAAUCUCACCAUAAAAACGGCAGUAAAGAGUCCAAAAGGUCCGUGGACAAGAAGGAGGAGCCGAUCCCGUCUCCUUCCAUGUCCGGUCUCCGGCGGACGCCCAAGGCGGAGCAUCCGAGUCGAAAGCGCACGGUCAGCCAGUCGUCCACGUCGCUGUCCAGCGGGACGGGAAGCGGGAAAGAGGGGAGCCACAGCACCAAGGGCAACUCCUUCUCCAAACACCGAAAGGGAGAGGACAAGGGACGCAGCACACGGGACGGCAAGGAGAAAUCCUCAAAGGGCUGCGACAACCAGCUGGCGGUGCCUCCGCUCUCCGCAGACGGCUCCAGAGAUCCGAGCUCUCAGAGAUCCAAGCUGGUGUUUGAGGACAGGGUCCAUUCGGCAGAUCACUACUUACAAGAGGCCAAGAAACUUAAGCAUAAUGCAGAUGCACUGUUGGACCGCUUUGAGAAGGCAGUGUACUACCUGGACGCUGUGGUGUCCUUCAUUGAAUGUGGAAACGCUCUGGAGAGAAGCGCCCAAGAGGCCAAGUCUCCGUUCCCCAUGUACGCAGAAACAGUGGAGCUAAUCAAAUACACUAUGAAGUUAAAAAGCUACAUGGCCCCCGAUGCUACGUCAGCAGACAAGAGGCUGGCUGUGCUUUGCCUGCGGUGCCAGUCUCUUCUCUACCUGCGGUUGUUCAAGUUGAGGAAAGACAGCGCUUUAAAAUACUCCAAAACACUCACAGAACACUUAAAGAAUUCUCUGAGUAACACCCAGGCUCCCUCUCCUGGAAUGGGAAAUAAGGCAGCAGGUAUGCCCUCUCCGGUUUCUCCCAAACUAUCGCCGGGCACAGCAGGCGGCUACUCGUUGGUGAGCAGCAGCAGCAGCAGCAGCAGCACCGGCUCCUCCGUCACCAUACCUCAGCGCAUCCACCAGAUGGCCGCCAGCUACGUCCAGGUCACCUCCAACUUCCUGUACGCCACCGAGGUCUGGGACCAGGCCGAGCAGCUGUCCAAGGAGCAGAAAGACUUCUUCUUGGAGUUGGACAAAGUCAUGGGUCCUCUGAUCUUCAACACCAGCAGCAUGACAGAACUGGUGCGUUACACGCGGCAGGGCCUCCACUGGCUGCGCCUGGACGCUAAGCUAAUUCCCUAGCGGAGGACCAACCCCCCUGCUGCUUGUUACACACACACACAAACACAAACAAGAAACAAACACCUUCACCUCAGCCUCUUCAGAGCAACACGUGCGCAAAAAGACACACACACACACACACUCAUGCAAAUGCGCUGACAAGCAGACAGACAAACACAAACAGACAAACAAACAAGAUGUGCUGCACAUCAUCAGUCGACCUCUGGUCCUCACGUACACACAGAUGUGAUGAAACUCCUCAGACUCGUCUCCCAAAACACUGUGUCCAUUUUUCUACACCAGCUUGCCAAAAAAACACUGAGCAAUUUAAAAAAAAACAAAAAAAAACAGGCCACACACACCUUCGACGGAGAGGCAGCGACGGGAAUCAAGAGCUCACCGGCCGCCUGGCUUCAUGUAUCGGCAUUUUUACCGAGCCCCCUGCAGGGUUUGGGUUUCUUUUUUUUUUUUUGUUUUGUUUUAAUCUCUUUGGCACGGAAGCAUCGGGGGGGAUUAUUUAUUACGAAUACACUAAAACUUGGGGGUUUGGUUUAUAGGCUACUUCGGCUUUUUAACUUUUAUUUUCACUUUGUUUCACCAAAGUACCUCCCAUGAACACCAAAGGUGCUUUACAAAUGAAGGUUUCUCUUUAUCAUUUUUGUGCCUUGUAUGUGAGCUACAGGAAAACAGUCAUCUGUCAAUAUCUGAACAUUUUAUUUCCACUUUUUUUUAUUUCUUAUCUCAGCUGUUACCGGAAGCUGGCAACCACUAUGUUUUUAUUGCAGUCUUAAUUUUUUUAUUUAUUCAUUUUUUUUUUUUAAACUAAAUUAAAGAUGGCCGCCACAAAAAAUUGAACCACCAUCUUUCUUCACUAAGAUGAUGAUGAUGUUUGGAUCAUAAGCCCAUAAGAUUUAAGGGACUGUAGGAAGGGCUACUGUGCACAGCGGAUUAAUACUUCUGACACGUAUUUAUAAACUUUAUAUUAAUCGGUUUAUUCCUUUUUAAAUUUUCCAGAAUCAUGAACAAACGGGAUGAAAUUUAUCAGAUUUUUCUGCCUCUUCGAGUCUCUCGCUAUGAAAUGUUUUCACGCUUUUUUUUUAUCUUCGUUGCUCAUUGAGAAGUUUCCUUUCGAGAUGAAGUCAUUUCCAGACAGUGUUAAGUUUGUUUUUUUCUUUAAUCCCUUUUUGUUUUGCCCGCAGUGUGUUUUUCUAAGGACCAGCAGGGUGAGUCUUAAGUGUUUUAAGAUCUCGCCGCCAAGCGACGCUCACAAUGCAGUUAUUUAAAAAAGUUUCUGGAAACCGGGUUCAUUUGAGACGACGCAAAUUUACGGCGAAAAGGAAAGAUGUUUCUUCAUUAGUGAUUUCAGAUUAGCAGUGUUGCAAUUAUACGACAGAGUUUUAAAUCUAUAUAUCUCAAAUAAAAAAAAAACAAAGUAUAACAACUAUUAUAGAUUUUAUUUAUGCACCGAUCUUUGUUCUUUCUUUCUUCUUCUUCUUCUUUUAGCCGAGCAAAUGUCAUUUUUAAAAUUUUUUUUUUUUUUAACAGGGUCGCAACGGGGCAGUAAUAAGAUGCAAUGUAUUUGUUAUAUCUUCUUAUUUAAAUAUUAAACACAGAAUCUCGCGAGUAGAUCAGAAGUGGUGGGUUUUUAAAUGAAGACGUAUGAGGUUGUUGUUGUGGAUUUAAUUAUUUUUUAAGGCCACUUCCUUCCAAAUCAUGCUGGAAACGUAAAAGCCUGGGUCAAAUAGUAUUUCUAUAAAUUAUUAUUAUUAUUAUUAGCUGAUUUUUCUAUUAGUUGCAGCUGACGGUGGAAGAAGGUGGAAAAUUCAUCUCAAUAAAUCAACGACACAUGCAGUGCUGCUUGGCCCAGGUUUUUAUUUUUAUUUUAUUAUUAUUAUUAUUAUUAUUAUUAUUUCCUAGUGUCUCACGUGUUUCUCUCCUUUCACCGGCUCCCUGGCCUUUUAUCGGAAAGGGACACUGUUAUUUUCUCUUACGACUUGAACAAGAGAAAAUCAGAAGAGGUAUUAUUUUUAAUCUAUGCAGGAUAUUUUUUUUUACAAAAACAAAAAUCUGGAGAUAUAAAAAAAAAAAAUAAAAAUAAAAUAAAUGAAUAAAAUACAUUUUUACGCUUGGGAUUUUUUCCCCCUCCUACUUUUUUUUUUUUUUUUCUUCCCAGCCUCAGUGAGAAACCUGUUGAACUCAAGAGUCCAAUGCCUUUAGCUUUUUUGCAAUUUUUUGUGUACUGGUUUAGUAUACAUGUGUGUAUAUAGGUGUGUUUUUUUUAUAACCAAACACGAAUGGCUUGAGCCGUUUUGUACUUAAAGCUGGAGGCCACUUUUCUCAUGGGUAUUUCCUCUGUGGGUUUUGCCAGCCCAGUCAAUGUCUUCAUACACUGGUACACUUUGUAAGUACAGGUCUGCGCCGCGCAUUUCCUCCCCCGUCCUCCUCCUCCCGACACUAUCUUGUAGUUAAAUGUACAAAUUUAGAAUUAGAAUAAUUUUUAAUUGUUUGCUACUUCCUCUCGAUUAUUUAUUUUUCUGCCCCUUUGCUUCAUUUUGUUUUCUACUUUUUUUUUUUUUUUUUUAAAGAAGUUCCCUUUGUAUUAAAGGGGGAAGAUGUAAAUGUAUUGGAGUUGUUCAAGAUGAGAUUUCAUUGUAAGUAGUAAUUAAUAUUAAUUCUAACUUGAAAGAAUCCAGGGUAAGAUUUUUUUUUUUUGGGGGGACAUUCAGUAGGAAGAUGUUAACACUCGCAUGUUUCUAUUUAAAUACAAAUGUAUAAAUUGUAAAUAUAACAUUUCUUUAAGGGUGAAUUUCUACUACAGGUUGACAUUUUUAUUAAAUUUAAAGAAGCUGUAAAUAUACUUGUGAGAUACUUUAUGCACAUUUUUUUUUUUUUUUCCUCCUCCUUCCUGCCUCCGUGGGCUUUUUUUAUGUUCUUCUUUUUUCCGAGUUGUUGCAGAUGUCGUCCCUGUCUGUUAACACUGUAUAUCAGAUUGAUUUCUCCCUCCCAUCCUCUCUCAUCCUUCCUUCUUUCUUUCUUUCUUUCUUAACGUGCUCGUAUAUUUUGUCUCCUGCUUCACUGUCUCUCAGUAUCACGGUCGCCACAUAAUCAUUAACGUCUCCGGAUCCAAGUGCGAAUAUUUUUCUCCUCCUCUGUAUUUGAUAUGGAGCUGUGUACUUUUCAUGAAAUGUAUAUUGUUGAUCUCAUGGAUGGACGGAUGGACGGACGGAUGGAUGGAUGAUGGAUGGAUGGAUGGAUGGCAUGUACAGUCUGAUAUGUAAAACCAUGUCUGUUUCUUCCUCGGAGCGAGGUGUAUUUACUACGUGUCCCUUUUGAACAAUUGGUCCAACAUGUCUUUUGAAAACAGAGGGUAUUUCUCUACACGUCAAAACAGUUGUAGCAGUUUAUACAAGUAUGUUGUAUAACACCUUUUUCUAAAAAAAAAAGUCGUCUCGUUGGCGAGACCGGCAGCAUACACUAUGUAUAAUAAUCUAAAAUCGGAUUAGUUUUAAGAGAACUGAUGAUAGAGAUGCUAUAUAUGAUGGAUGCAAUAUGAUUAAAGGUACUCAUCGAGUUUGAUCUCCAAACUUAGGUUAUGUAAUUUAAAAGCAUUCUUGUGAAGUGAGUAUUAAUUGUGACUAAUGAGAGUCUGUCCUGAAUAUUCUUUGUAUUUUGCCGUAUUGAGAAUAAAAUAUAUAUGGAUAUGUUUA